Messenger RNA from Plasmodium coatneyi, 4992 nucleotides. RefSeq names its product Tryptophan-rich antigen (Pv-fam-a). Lineage: Eukaryota; Apicomplexa; Aconoidasida; Haemosporida; Plasmodiidae. The transcript is spliced from 10 exons. Bases 73 to 4992 code for a protein of 1639 amino acids. The record is from RefSeq and is a predicted model, not a curated record.
CUUCUGAGGGUUUUCUUUCCGCUAAAUUAUAAGAAUAUAAAUAACCAUUUUAACUUUAUAAUUUUCUUCAAAAUGAGAUUGUUAUCUACCGUUUUAUUUUUAUCUGGAUCCUUAUUUGUUUUAUCCCCAAGUUCUGAUAUACGCUUCUAUGCUUCUGCAGCUGAAACGGAACUAGCCAAAGAUGGUGAUGAAGAUUUUGAAGGAGGACCAUUUGGAGAAAGCAAUGUGAAAGUAGGAGAUGCGGAUAAAGACGAUGAUGCAUUAAAUGAUGGUGGACAUAAAACUGAACAUAAACCAUCAAGCCCCUCUGGACUAAGUUCUUAUAAUCCUUUCGAUGAACCGGAUGAUGAAGUUGCACCAACAGUAACCGAUGGAUCUCAUGCAUUGCAUACAGAAACCUCUGAUGGAGGAAAAAUGAAAGACUGGAACAAAUGGAUGAAGCAAGCUAAGAAAGAUUUCUCAGGAUACAAAGGUACCAUGGAUACCCAAAGGUACGAAUGGACCAAGGAGAAAGAAGAUGAACUUCAAAAAUUCUGUAAAUACUUGGAAAAGAGGUGGAUGAGUUAUACAGGAAACAUCGAUAGAGACUGCAAAUCAGAUUUCUUGCAAUCCACACAAAGCUGGAAUGAUAACCAAUGGAAUAAAUGGGUCAAAAGUGAAGGAAAGCACCACAUGAAUAGACAAUUCCAAAAAUGGUUAGACUAUAAUAAGUACAAGUUACAAGACUGGACCAAUACCGAAUGGAACAAAUGGAAAGCAAAUGUUAAGGAACAACUUGAUGAUGAAGAAUGGAAAAAAAAAGAGGCAGCUGGAAAAACUAAAGAAUGGAUCAAAUGUACCGAUAAAAUGGAAAAGAAAUGUUUAAAGAAAACUAAAAAACACUGCAAAGACUGGGAAAAGAAGGCCAACAGCUCAUUUAAAAAAUGGGAAGGAGAUUUCACAAAAAAAUGGACAUCCAACAAACAAUGGAAUACAUGGUCAAAUUUUUAUGAGAACUACGAAGGAUCUAUCUUUUAUACACUUUUUAAUUCCAAAAAGUGUUUUUUAUGUCAUAACAUACAGGAUUAUAUGUUAGUUCGUAAAAUAAAUAAGAAGAUCAUAAUUUUAUAUUAUCUCAAAAUGAAAGGAUUAUACAAGAUUUUAUGUUUAAGCGGUUCCUUAUAUAUUUUAUCCAGCAGUUAUCUUUCAUCUGGUGUUUCCGCGUCAACUGCUGAUCUGAAUGAGAAGAGCUUCUUACGCCCAAAUAUUCCAGGGUCUCUGCAGGAAUUGUAUGAAGAAGGAGUAACUUCGAUAUCCGAAUGGAAAGUAAAAAAAUGGUCAGAUUUUAUGAAAUCAUUAGAGGAAGACUUUAAGGAAUUCCUAGUUUAUUUGAAAAAUGAAAAAAAUAGCUGGCUAGAAAAAAAAGGUGCAAUGUGGGAACAAUGGAAAACACAGAUGGAAAAAAAAUGGGAGCAAUAUGACGAACUUACGUUUAAUGAAUUAUUGUCCGAUGAUGCAGAAUCUGCAUUAAAAUGGAAUGACAAUGAAUGGACAGACUGGUUCAGUAAUAAAGGAAAAUUGGCAUUGACGGAAGAAUGGGAGAAAUGGGUUGAAGAACAAUAUCUCUUUUACAAAGAAGGUAUUAGUAAUGAUUGGACAAAUUGGAGUGAGUUCAAAAAUAGUGAAUUUUCAACAAUCCAAUGGAAAUGUAAUGAAAAUCAUUACUGGAAAUAUUGGGAAAAGAAUGCACAUCCUGAUCUACCCCUAUAUGACAUUAAGAAUAAUAUGAUGGAAGUAUGGAAGAACAGAGUAAAAAAGGAAAAAGAAGAAUGGUCAAACUGGAUAAAUGAUAAACAAACAAAUUAUAUUGAUGUAGAAUGGGAUAAAUGGGAAGAAUGGAAAAAUCAAAAUAGCAAGGAUUUUAAUGAGUGGAUGGAAAAUUUUGUUAAAAAGAUGAUAGAAAAUAAACAGUGGAGGAAUAUGGAAUCAAGUACAUAUAGCGAAAACGAUGUGCCGGGAGGUAAUACUUCCAUAUUAGAAGAAAAGAAGGAGGAAGAUAAAUCAUCGCGUGUUAAGGGGAACGGUCUCCCACGUGCUCUAUUUACAUUUCUUGUUUUUUUGACGUCCACGCCUGCUCUUUUGAACACCUGCUCCGCAUCUUCUCUUAUAGAAAAGAACGAUGCUGUGGAUAAGCCGGUUUGUUUGGUAGGACUGGUUGAAGGAGGGCUACAGAAAGAAGAAGAAUGGGAAAGGUGCACUUGGGAUAAUUGGAAGAUAAAAUUGGAGGAGGAUUUCAAUCAAUUCUAUUUUCUGUUGGAUAAGGAAAAGAAGGAGUGGCUUGACGGGAGAGAAGAAGAAUGGGAAAAAUUGAUACAAGAAAUGGAAAAUAAAUGGACGACUCAUGAACAAGGCUUUGACAAGAGCGCACAUUUAUCUGAUAUUCCGGAAGAGUCAUCAACAUGGGACGACAUCCAAUGGGAACAAUGGAUUAGAAAAAAAGGGGGUCAACUUAUGGAAAUUGAAUGGAAAGAGUGGGUUAAUAAAAAUGACGCCUUUCUUAAUGAAAUGAUUAUGAAAAAAUGGAUUCAGUGGAAGAAUUCAAAAUUAAAGUCACGAGUCACGGGUGAAUGUAAAACUGAUGAAGAUUGUUAUUGGGCGGAUUGGGAAAAAAACAAAUCAUACAAAUCUUUGCCUAUAACAGAGAGAACGAAAUGGCUAAAAUGGAAAGAGAGGAACAGUAGAGAGUCUGACGAGUGGACAAAUUGGGUUAACAUUAAAGAAUGUGUGUACAUACAUAACGAGUGGAAUAAAUGGACAGAAUGGAAAAAUAAUAAAAGAAGGCUGUUUAAAAUAUGGAAAGAUUUAUUUAUUGACAAGUGGCCGAGAAAGAUGGAGUCAAGUCAUGGUGUAGAUAGCAUAAUUAACAAGAAGUCUUCAUUUUCAACGUUAAAACUGGAUAAAAGUGACAUCCUAUUUUGUGUUAAUAUAUCAUUCUUGAAGUUCAGUGCACAGUGUGUCUUCUUCAUUUAUUCCCUGUACAUUAUAUUGAAACACUUUUUUCCGACUGUAUUCAAGAAAUUAAAUAACACAUUAGACAGGAACACGUUAAAUUCCAUAAAAUAUAAACAGGGCUACUACGUAGACAAGUUGAAGGAAAAAGGUAAUACUGAAUUGAAAGAUGAAGAAGAAGAUGUAUUUGAGGAUGCUUCUGAAGAUUUAUAUACAAAUGAGAAAAAAAUAGAAACUGGUGGAUAUCGCACUCUUGUGGAAGAAGCAACCAACAGCGAUAAAGUAAAAGAAGAUGAAAAAGGAAAAGAUAAUAAUCAAAUUGAAGAAAGUGAACCAAAUGUUGCAAAUAUAAAUACAAAUUAUAAUAUAGAAAAAAAUGCAGAUGUCAAUAGUGAAGUCAAAGAGCCAUGUAACAUUUCUACAGUAGAGGGAAAAAAUCUGAAUAAAAAUGAAAACAGUGAUAAUAAUUCUAAGGAGGGUGAAAAAUAUAAUUUGAUGCCAGAAAAUAACGAUACGGUAGUAAAUCUAGGGGGAACAUAUUUUUUGGAAAAAAGAGGAAUGCACAUCUUUGACAUAAAAGAGGAGGACAAAGGAUUCAGUAAUAACCCAAAGGAUGAUAAGGGUUUAACAGAAGCAAAAGGAAAUAUUGACAAUAAGGGGGCAUAUAGUAUGAAGGUCAAGAAUAUUACGAGUAAUGUGGAGAAAGUAACAGAGGAAGGUACUAGCAAGACGCAAGACGAAGGGGAAAAACGUGUCGAUGAGAAAGAACCAAGUAAUUAUCAAAUAAAAAAGGAAGGACAGGUGAAUGAAAGCACAGGCAAAAGUUAUAGUUUUAAAAGAGAUGCAAGUAGUUAUAAAUACAAAAGAAAAUUCAGUUCUGUUUCGCUAGGAAGUGUACAAGAAAGGAAUGAAAGGGAAAUGAAUAACUAUAAAUUAAAAGGAGGUGAAGAAAACAUCAAAUAUAAUUCAACAAAUAGUUUGUCAAAAUUGGGUCAAAAGAAUGAGCAGAAAACGGUUCCAAAUAACGGUAAAAUGGAAUUAGGCACAAGGAAAGUUAAAAAAGAAAUAUUAAAAGAGAAAAGGGAGGACGAAGCAAAGAAAGACGAAACGAUGAAAGACGAAACAAUGAAAGACACAGCGAUGAAAGGCGCAAAAAAAAGCAACUUAAAGGAAGACGCGAAAAAAGAACCCAAAAAAGGAACGGACAAAUUAAAAGACAUAAGAAAGGCAACAUCAUUAGAUACCAUUUAUAAAAGUGAUUUGGGAGGGAAGGAUGAUGAAAUGGAAGAUGAUAAAUCGGAUGAAUGGAAAGAUAACGAAUGGAAUAACUGGAUAGUUAAAACUGAAGAAGAUUGGAAACUAUUUAAUAAAAGCGUCGAAAACAAAAAAAACAGGUGGCUAGAGAAGAAUGAUAAAGAAUUGGAAGUGUGGCUAAAGAAUAUGGAGGAAAGCUGGAUGCAUUAUAAAGAAAAUGAAGAAAAUGAAUACAAAUCGGAAGCCAUGAAGAACUCAUCAACAUGGAACGAUAGCCAAUGGAAACAAUGGAUUAGAACAGAGGGGAAAAAAGGCAUGGAAGCAGAUUUGAAAAAAUGGUUAAAAGAUAAAGAAAUAUUUUUGGAUGGAUGGAUUUCCAAAGAAUGGAUUCAGUGGAAAAACGAAAGAAUGCUUCAGUGGUUAUCAGUUGAUUGGAGGCAUAAGGAGGAUGAGACUUUUCAGCAUUAUAAAUCAAGCACAUCUACGAAUGUGUUACAUAUGAAGAAGAAGAAAAAAUGGAUGAAAUGGAAAGAAAGAAAAAAUAAGGAAAAGGAAGAAUGGAAUAAUUGGGUAAAGGGGAAAGAACAUUUAUAUGUAAACAAUAAAUGGGAUAAAUGGUCUAAAUGGAAAAGGGAUAAGCGCGUGUUGUAUAGUCAAAAGUUUGUGACCUUCAUUAACAAAUGGAUAAGUAACAAACAGUGGACUGUAUGGAUUCAGGAUCAAAAAGAUUCAACUUUGAAAAAAAAGUAG